UGGGCGGCAGGCGGGCUCUAGUCCGGUGGUCUCGGAGGAAGUCGGGCGGUCCGGUGCUGAGCAGCGUGGUCAUCCGCACGCAGGUCGACAUCGCCGGGACGAGGAGACGGGAAGUUAAUCACACACCAGCAUGUCUGGAGACGACGACACGCAGGAGCUGACCGUGGCCGACGACUUGGUGGUCACCAAGUACAAAAUGGGGGCUGAAAUCGCGAACCAGGCUCUGAAGCUGGUGGUUGCUGCAGCAACAACCGGAGCGUCGGUGCUCAGCUUGUGUCAAAAGGGAGACGCGUACAUCGCCGAAGAAACUGGGAAAAUCUUCAAGAGGGAGAAGGAGAUGAAGAAAGGAAUCGCCUUCCCCACCUGUGUGUCGGUGAACAACUGCGUCUGCCACCACUCGCCGCUCAAGAGUGACCCGGAUGUGGUCCUGAAGGAUGGUGACGUGGUCAAAAUUGACCUUGGUGUUCAUGUGGAUGGCUUCAUCUCCAACGUGGCUCACAGCCUCGUCGUCGGUGCAACCAAGGACAAGCCAGUGACCGGUCGCAAAGCUGAUGUGGUCCGAGCGGCUCACUUGUGCGCCGAGGCUGCGCUGCGUCUGGUCAAACCAGGAAACCAGAACAAGCAGGUGACAGAAGCCUGGAACAAGAUUGCCAAGUCCUUCAAGUGCUGCCCCAUCGAAGGCAUGUUGUCACACCAGCUGAAGCAGCAUGUGAUCGAUGGAGAGAAAACCAUCAUCCAGAACCCGACAGACCAGCAGAGGAAGGACCACGAGAAGGCGGAGUUUGAGGUGCAUGAAGUGUACGCUGUGGACGUGCUUGUCAGCACCGGGGAGGGCAAGGCCAAGGACGGAGGUCAGCGCACCACCGUCUACAAGAGGGACCCGAACAAGGUGUACGGCCUGAAGAUGAAGACCUCCAGAACGUUCUUCAGCGAGGUGGAGCGACGCUUCGACACCAUGCCGUUCACGCUGAGAGCCUUCGAGGACGAGUCCAAAGCCCGACUCGGCGUGGUGGAGUGUGCCAAACAUGAGCUGCUGCAACCGUUCAACGUGCUCAAUGAGAAGGAAGGAGAGUUGGUGGCUCAGUUCAAGUUCACUGUGCUGCUGAUGCCCAACGGCCCUCUGAGGAUCACCAACAGUCUGUAUGAGCCGGAGCUCUACAAGUCGGAGUUGGAGGUGGAGGACCCCGAGCUGAAGGCUCUGCUGCAGAGCUCGGCCAGCCGCAAGACGCAGAAGAAGAAGAAAAAGAAGGCCUCCAAGACGGUGGAGAGCGCCACUGGCCAGGCGGUGGAGACGGAAGCUGCGGAAUAAAAGGAAGCGAGCUGACGGGCAUCUGACGAUCCCGAAGACCAGACGUCAGGAGGCUUCUGUCCCGUCUGUCCGAGGCACUUUCAGCAUCGUCGCUGUGGAACCUCCAAAUCUAACUGAUGUCAGUGUGGAAUGAUGAUGAUGAUGAUGAUGCUGCUGCUCCCAAAUUCUUCCACUCCACCUAAUACACACACACACACACACACGCACACGUCCCUCGUAAAUCACAAUGCCCUUCAGACGGCCUUAUUGGCCGAACGAUGGACUUGCGCAGGAGAGCUCUGCGCGACGGCCUCUCACCGACCUUGAUUCUUCAUCUCUGUUAUGCUCUGGGAGGUUUAGCUGGAUGAGAACGAGCAGCCAAAGAGAGAGGCUGGGCACUGGUGGGCCUGCAGCCGGAGCUCCGAUCUGAAUGUGAGACCUUCCUCCAGUCGCCAGGGGAGCGCCGUUCUUUCCUCUUGAACUGAAGCCAUCUCAAGUUACUUCCUGGUGUCUUCUCUCAGCUGCCGAUGUGGGAUCCUGUCCCGUCCUUGGGUUCCACCACCGAGUCCGGCGGCUUGUGUUUACAUCAGACAUGUUCAGUACACGGAUGCUUUUGUAAAACCAUCCCACUUUCAGAGACUAUUUUUGGAAACAUUAAAAAACUCCUGACAUCA
Synchiropus splendidus (mandarinfish) is the source of this 1962-nucleotide messenger RNA. It is a transcript of the gene pa2g4b, whose product is annotated as proliferation-associated 2G4, b. The transcript is spliced from 13 exons. The coding region runs from base 131 to 1309 and encodes 392 amino acids. The record is from RefSeq and is a predicted model, not a curated record. NCBI's taxonomy places the organism in Eukaryota, Metazoa, Chordata, Actinopteri, Syngnathiformes, Callionymidae.